Messenger RNA from Daktulosphaira vitifoliae (grape phylloxera), 835 nucleotides. RefSeq lists its product as uncharacterized. Lineage: Eukaryota; Metazoa; Arthropoda; Insecta; Hemiptera; Phylloxeridae. The transcript is spliced from 4 exons. The record is from RefSeq and is a predicted model, not a curated record. Bases 63 to 527 code for a protein of 154 amino acids.
UUUUAAUUUUUCUAGCAACAUUGUCACAUAUGUUCUUUACAUUUGAUAUUAGUAGAUAGCCAAUGACUCCUAGUGCUUUUGGAGAUGUGAAUAAAGCAUAUAAGAUAUGGUAUGACUUGAUGGGCGAUGAAUACAUUGAAUUAAUGGGUCAUUAUAUUGGAACUACAGUAGACGAAGCAGUUAAAAUCAGAGAUGAGCAUAUCGAUCGAGUCAAUUUUUAUAGAUUAUUACAUGGAGUACCUGGAGUGAAAAUGCAUGAAGAGUUAAAUGAGUUGGCUCAAAUGUUAGCAAACUAUAUUGUAUUAACUAAUCUUUAUGAACAUGGACCAACAAAAACAGUGUUUAGUGAGAAUUUAUGUUUAAUAAAAUAUCCAAAUGAAGCAGGUCGUAAUGCAGCUGACCUAUAUUAUGACGAAUUUUUUAUCUUAGAUGAAUUUGGGAAUACUUUUAAUUUUCACGGAACUGAAUCCGAAAUGUUAAAAGAUGCGGAAUCUGGUUUUCGUGGGCAUGCUCUUCAUAUGAUUUGAAAAGAUACUAAAGAGAUCGGAGUUAGCGUGGCACAUGGAGAUUGGUUUUAUAGUAUCACAGAGGUACAAGGACUAAAAUUUAAAAAUUAUUAUAUUAUUGUUGCAAUAACAAAUCCUUUCUGCUUUGAAAUUGGAAAAUUUAAAGAAAACAUUCUACCCAGAAUAAAGUCAUUCGAAAAAAUUGAAUAUCUAACACCUUAAGGGAAGAAAUUGACAAUGAAAAAUAAAAUAAUAAUAGUUUCGUUAUCAGAUUUAUAAUACUAUAAAUAAUAAAAUUUUCAUUUAAUCUUUCUAAUAAAAAAAUAAAU